AUGGCGUUCUUCCCCCGUAACUUCUACAACACCCCCUCCGACGCCUCCUUCACUCCUCUCUUCCGCCUCCUCGAGGACUUUGACAACUACUCCCGCACCGGCGGCGCCAACGGCAACGGCGGCGCCCGCGGCACCCACCGCAACCACGUCCCGACCUUCCAGCCAAAGUUUGACGUCCGCGAGGUCGAGGACGCCUAUGAGCUGCACGGCGAGCUCCCUGGCAUGAACAAGAACGAUGUGUCGAUCGAGUUCACCGACCCUCACACUCUCCACAUCCGCGGCCGCGUCGAGAGGACGUACACCGCCGGCACCCCGCCUGCUGGACUCAUCCAGGGCAACGGUGCCGAGAUGAGCGGCGCCAUCACCGAUGGCAACGAGAAGCGCUCUGCCUCUCACCAGCCCACCGUCGAGGACGAGAAGGAAAACGACACCAACAACUCCAAGACCGUCUCCGAGACGGACAAGUCCGCCUCCGGCAAGAAGGAGCCCGUUGACAACGCCAAGUACUGGGUCUCGGAGCGCAGCGUCGGCGAGUUCAGCCGCGUCUUCAACUUCCCCGGCCAAAUCUCGCAGGACUCCGUCUCGGCCAACUUCAAGGACGGCAUCCUCUCGAUCCGCGUCCCCAAGGCGCCCAAGCACGAGACCCGCCGCAUCCAGGUCAACUAA
Colletotrichum spaethianum is the source of this 666-nucleotide messenger RNA. RefSeq names its product heat shock protein. NCBI's taxonomy places the organism in Eukaryota, Fungi, Ascomycota, Sordariomycetes, Glomerellales, Glomerellaceae. The record is from RefSeq and is a predicted model, not a curated record. Bases 1 to 666 code for a protein of 221 amino acids. The transcript has a single exon. Gene Ontology annotation, biological process: response to hydrogen peroxide; response to salt stress; response to heat.